AUGGGUAAAUAAUUUUGGAAGGAUUGGCAUUUAAGAACUCAAAUCUGUAUGAUAUAAUUUGCCAUUUCAAUUUUUACAAUUGGUUUGAUUGCUCUCUCAACUUAUUCUUUCAUGUAUUAUAUUUCUGAUUUCUAUAUGGAAACAUCAGAAAAUGUUUUUUAAAAAUAAUUUGGAAAAUGGACAAAAAUAAUGAUGUCUCAUAACAUUCAUCGUGUAUAAUAAACCUUAUUUAGAAGUCAAUAACAAAUUGUUAAAGUAAAUACUCUGUAUUAAAUGACUCAGUAAAUAAUGCAAAGUUCAUUAUAAAAACCAACUUAAUGUCUUAAUGAGUUAAAUCUAUUGGAUGUUUAUGCUUACAGUGCAUCUUUUUGUUAUAUGAUUUAUAAAGAUACUAAAUCGAAUAAAGUCCUAUAAAAUCUCAAAGAUCUGUGUUCAUUUUUAACAUAAUCUGUGCUUUUCUUAGAUUAGGAUUUUGAUAUUAUGAUAGCCUCAUCAGAAGAUAUACAUUUCUUUACAGUUUGGCCUGGCUCUUUUUUAUCUAGUGAUUACAAUCCUCAAGACAGAAUCUGGUAUGUUCAACAUUUAGAACAAUUGGCUAUAAAUAAUAAUUAUAAUCUAACUUAUUUUAGUGAGCCUCAUAUCCAUUGGACUUGGAAACUCUUAAUGAUAGCUUAAACCCAUAGCUUAUUAAAUUUAAAUGGUUAACUUGAUGGAAUAAUUGCUUCUCAUGUUAAUUUCAGCUAAUUUAAUUAUUCAGAUGAUUAAGUCAGCUUUACAAUAAUAAACCCUACAGGUAGAAUAUUAUUAAGCUCUUUGAAUGUUACUUAAUAUUCAAAAAUUUAUGAUUAUAAUAUUACAAAUCUAGGAUAUUAAGAUUAUGAGCAGAUUUUAAAUUAGGCAUAAGGCAAAGACACAGAGAGUAAUUGUAACUCUACUGUUUGGAAGAAUUAAGGAUAUUUAUGUAGAAAAACAUAUGAUUAAAAAGAAGAAGAGCUUAUAAGUACAAAAAACAUGGAGGCUGCCGGAUUGAUUUUAAUUAUGUAAAAUUUAUAAAAUAUUAUAGGUAAAGCAAACUAUCUAAAUAUCAGAUGGAAUUUAAGAAUAUGUUUAAUACUUUCUAAGCUUAAUUAAACAACAUAUUUGUAGGUACUAUAUUAGGGUUUUUUCUUUACAUGCUUUCAUCUCUAUUUAUUACAACUUGCGUGGUAAUUUUUUUAUUUAAUCCAAUAAUCAGGAUCAUUAACUAUACAUCCCAAUAACUAUUCAGGGAAAGUCUCAACAAAAAAAAUAUUUUUUAGAAGAAGCAUAAUUUUUCAUUUUUCGAAAAUUUAUCAUAUUCAUCACUACUGAAUGAUUUGCAAUAGUCAUUUAACAGAUUAAUCCACAUAACAUCUAAUUAAAAAAAAACUAAUAUUUGCGUUUUAAUUGAAGGUUUUAAAUAUCCUUAUAAGAGAUGGAAAUUAAAGUAAAGUAGCAAAAAUAUUCGAAAAAUUAAUCCAAAGUUAUUAAAUAGUAUUGAAAAUGAAGAAACUCAAAAAUUAUAAAAUUUUGUAAUAAAGUAAUUGAUGAUAUCAGAAUUAAAAAUAGAUAGUUGUUUUUGA
This is a messenger RNA of Paramecium sonneborni, 1601 nucleotides long. The record is from the annotation of a GenBank genome assembly. Lineage: Eukaryota; Ciliophora; Oligohymenophorea; Peniculida; Parameciidae.